CCUAACCUUUAUUUAACCGCAUUUCGCAUGAAGUAUGACGGUUUACCACGACGAAGUGGAAAUUGAGGACUUCGAAUACGACGAGGACGAAGAAAUCUAUUACUACCCUUGUCCGUGCGGUGAUCAGUUUCAAAUUUCAAAGACCGACCUUACAGCUGGCGAGGACGAAGCUACAUGCCCUUCCUGCUCUUUGGUCGUUAAAGUCAUCUAUGACAAAGAGACAUUUGCUGCAAAACAGGAAGAAUUAGUUAAAGCAGACGAGAAGGAACUUCCUAUGGAGAAAGCUUGA
This is a messenger RNA of Cephus cinctus (wheat stem sawfly), 289 nucleotides long. It is a transcript of the gene Dph3, whose product is annotated as DPH3 homolog. The coding region runs from base 35 to 289 and encodes 84 amino acids. Gene Ontology annotation, biological process: protein histidyl modification to diphthamide. Lineage: Eukaryota; Metazoa; Arthropoda; Insecta; Hymenoptera; Cephidae. The transcript has a single exon. Gene Ontology annotation, molecular function: metal ion binding. The record is from RefSeq and is a predicted model, not a curated record.